CCUGCGUGGCUGGACCUUGAGUCGUGCCCAGCCUGCGCUGCCCCCACCCGGCCCCGCCCCCCUCCCCGGAAGGGCCUGGCUUUUCCCGAUCCUGUCCCCUCAUUCCUGGUCUCCUCCAGGUCUGACCGAUUCCCCGGGCCUCCUUGCCGCUCCAAGCUUCUAAAACGGAGGGAUUUCCUACAAUUCUACUCAGUCACUUUGGACGUAUUCUGCCUCUUCGCUUCCUAACAGCCUGCUUCCUAACAGCCCGCCUUCCAAACCGGGACUCCCUUCCCUCUCCUAAGAGUCUUCCCUCCAACCCACUUCAGACCUUGUUCUCCCCCUGGGUUAGGCAUUCACAUCCCCUCCAAAUUAACCCCCGCCAACUCUCCAAAUACUUGACACCGCCUUCACUGAGGAGCCAGCCUUGAUUUUGUACUGAACACCACAGCCCUAUCAUGGAGGCUAUGCUCCCCGUGGUAAACUGGACGGGCCAAGUGCUGGACUGGAUGGGCCCAGUGCUGGAAUGGUUGACUUUCGUGUUGGACCUCAACUUCCUGCUUGUGUCCUUCCUCCUGACAAACUUGGCCUGGCUUUUGGGCUUCAUCUACAACCUGCCAUACACGGUCCUGACUUAUUUUCUCCACUUUGGGCGAGUCCUGCUCUCGUUGCUGGCCUUGGUUGAAGCACUGGUCGAAUUUACCUUUGUGGGUUUGCAGCCCAUGUGUGCUUUUCUCUACAGCUGCUACUCCAGCUUGGAGAGCUUGAAGCUACUAGGGCACCUGGCUUCUCAUGCAGCACUGAGGAGCCGAGAAAUACUCAACAGGGGCAUCCUGAGCGUGGUCUCCAAUGGCCAUGCUUGGCUGCACCAGGCCUGUGACAUCUGUGGCAUUGCCAUGAGCCUGGUGGCCUAUGUGAUCAACAGUCUGGUCAACAUCUGCCUCAUCGGCACUCAGAACCUCUUCUCCCUGGUGCUGGCCCUGUGGGCUGCCGUGGCAGGGCCUCUGUGGCGGAUGACAGACGUGCUGGCUGCUUUCCUUGCUCACCUUUCUAGCAGUGCGGUGGCCAUGGCCAACCUCCUCUGGACCCCCUGCCAGCUAGGGCUAGAGCUGUUGGUCUCAGUGGUCCUCCUGGCCGGCUCUAUGCUUUCCAACCUUACUAUUUUCGUGUUGCUGGUUUGUGUGCUGGCAGUGACUUUGACUGUGUUAUACUCAGACUUUACCUUGAGGCUGGCCGCCCGAGCACUCAAUCAGCUCCAUGUCCGACUAUCCUACCACCGGCUCCGAGAGGAUGUUGUUCGGCUCUCUCGCCUGGCACUGGGUCUGGAGGUCUGGCGCCAAGUCUGGAGACUAAGCUUGCAGCUGGCCAGCUGGCCGAAUCGGGGAGAAGUGCCGGGGGCCCCCCAAGGUAGUGCCAGGAGGGUGUCUUCAGCCAGAAUCCAGGGACAGGACAAUCUUCGUGAAGGAGAAGAGGCUAUCAGGACCAACAGGACGGCACCCGCUAGAGGCCGAGAGAGACUCAAUGAGGAUGAACCGACAGCAUGGCAAGACCCUUGGAGACUGCUGGAGGAGCACGAGGAGAGGAAGAGAUGUGUCAUCUGCCAGGACCAGAGCAAGACCGUACUGCUUCUGCCCUGUCGGCACUUGUGCCUGUGCCAGGCCUGCACCGAGAUCCUCAUGCACCAACCUAUCUACUUCCGUAACUGCCCACUCUGCCGCCGCCGCAUUCUGCAAACCCUCAAUGUCUACCUCUGAUGACUCCCUCCGUGCCCGCCCACCCUCUGCCCUCCACAUACUGAGACCGCAUCAGCAUUUUGUCUCUGGGUUUUGGCUAAACCGGAAUUUGCUACCAUUUACCCUGAGUUUCAGGGUGAACUUCAGGAGGAAUAUCCAGAUUUCUGCUCAUUCCCUCACACCUCACAUGGCACUGAACAAGGCAUCCUCCUGGUCUCUCUGUGGCAUUCUGCAUUUCCCUAGGGUUCAAACAAGGGGCUAGGCCUUGGGGCAUGCAGCACCAUUAGGUCUGCCUGCCCAGUUUCUAUGA
Molecule: messenger RNA, 2022 nt
Organism: Myodes glareolus (Bank vole)
Lineage: Eukaryota; Metazoa; Chordata; Mammalia; Rodentia; Cricetidae
Source: RefSeq, a predicted model, not a curated record